This is a messenger RNA of Ectocarpus sp. CCAP 1310/34, 1382 nucleotides long. The record is from the annotation of a GenBank genome assembly. NCBI's taxonomy places the organism in Eukaryota, Phaeophyceae, Ectocarpales, Ectocarpaceae.
CAUCCUGUUUCACCCCAAACAUCGCCGACUCAAGUCUCGUUCUCCACGGCAAUCGACUCCGCUUGGUCGAAUUACAUAUAGAGGACACCACUCUCGGGGUCAUCAGACCUAAUCUCGUUCUAGGACGGCCGUCUCGACUUGGGCCUGGCCGUGGCUCGUGGCAGCCUCAUGCAGGUAGACCGCACAAUCGAAAUCCGAGGGGAAGAGAGGGUAGUGAGACAGCAGCGGAAGAAGCACAGCCGCGGGAUACUGCUUAUCAGCCAGCUGUUGAGAAAGGGUACCACCGAGGCAGCUGGAAAACCCAUGCAAUCUGUGUUUGCUGAUGAAGUUGAGCUCCUCGAAACGGGUAGAGAGCAUGUUGAAGGCAUCCGAGAGAGAGCAUCGAAACGCGGGAAACGACAGCCUGCUGCUGCUGCUGCUGCUUCAUCUGCUGCGGCGAAGAAGGCGAAGCGCAAGGGGGCGGACGCAGCUCUCUCCGACCCUCUAGCAUUGGCUCAUGAUGGCGGGACUAGAAGCGGUGCUACCCCAGAGACUUCGCGGGAGGAAGCGGUUGCGGACGAGCGUCGCUCUAGCGCGAUGGAUUUGAUGCAGAACGACCCCGUGUUGAUAGAGCGAGUACGGGCCAUGCUGGAUACUGGCGCGGCAGAGCAGGCAGCAGCUAAGGUGGCUGCGAUCGACGCGGCCAACACUCGUGCACUCCGCGCGUCGUUGCAAGCGCUGAAGCAGCACUGCAACAGCUGUAGGGCGGACCACUUUCCAGACAGCGCUCGCUGCAGCAGCCGGAGCGGGAGAGCACACGUGUCGGACGUGUGCCACGCCGGCCAGCGGUGCAAGCCCGUUGAGUCUGGUGGAGUGAGCCUUGCCGAGCGAGCCAACAGUCUCGGCAUUCGGCACGAGACUUUCAGCGACGCACGGCGGCGGAUGUACAACACGAACCACGACAUCGCCCCCAAGAUCGCUGCGAGUGAGGGAUACUACGAGUACAACGAGCGCAAGACACGGAGUGACGUGACGAAUCCCGGGAACAGAGGAGGAGCAGGGGGAGGUGCAGGAUACCUAUAGUCUUGUGUGGGCUACUAGUGUGGGGGUGCAGAACCCAAAGGCUACGCUGUUUGAAGAUUCCGUCGUGGGGAGGUCGGCCGGCCGCGAGAGGUCGUACAGCGGUCGGGAACAGCGGGUAGACUAGUCAUAGCUCCGGCUGUCAGUUAGAGCAGCUCUUGCGGAGGUAGCGCCUGCACCGCUGUGUUACAGGCCAAAUUUUUCUUUUUUUUUAAGGACCACCUCUUAUAAUAGCUAUGCAUACGAGCAUCCGGAUGGAUCUCGAAGAUACAUGCAUGUCGAUUUUCGCAACAUCCGGUGGCUCAUUUUUUGGAUAAAUUCCU